This is a messenger RNA of Puccinia triticina, 888 nucleotides long. RefSeq lists its product as uncharacterized. The record is from RefSeq and is a predicted model, not a curated record. The coding region runs from base 1 to 888 and encodes 295 amino acids. NCBI's taxonomy places the organism in Eukaryota, Fungi, Basidiomycota, Pucciniomycetes, Pucciniales, Pucciniaceae. The transcript is spliced from 4 exons.
AUGACCAGCUCAACAUACGGUACAUGUGUGAAACCCCGGUCAUACACACCAUCAAUGUGUGCGUAUCACAAACCAGGAGUCGCUGCGAAUCUACACACUUCGAUCCAAGACGACCCAGUUUUCUACAUCAACCAGCAAGAAGGCGUCGUAAUUGCUAAGAUUGAAAAAACUGUCGAAGUCAGAAGUUCCACUCCAUCGAAUCCAGUCAAGGAAAGUUGGCAGCAACGGCAGCCAGCUUCAACAAUCGGUAACGUGCGGUGGAAAAGGCUGCCGGAUGUUCCUGAGGAUGUGCACCAAGAUUGGCUUCUGUGGAUCGCACCACAUUACAAAGUACAAUCACACCGCUCCCGAAAACCGGACAACGUCCCGGCUAUACCACAAAAGAAACCGCCUACUCAACACGUCCUCAUAUCCCUCCCAACGGCUCGUGACGUUAUGGGCGACGGCGUCAACGACACCUUGGACAAGUUGGUUUGGAUUUUGGCCAAUGUCGGACUUGAUUCGAAGUCGGAAAUGCUGCCUGAAUGGACUCGGACCGACCAACCUGCCAAGCUACUCAUUGAUCAGCUCUUUUAUGAUCGUCUUACUCCUGAAGAAAAAUUUGCCUACGACAACUGGGCAUCUGCGGAAGCUGAAUAUGAAGCAUCUUGGCGUUUCCAAGUUACAGAAGAUUUGAGAGAAGAGACGGACAAACAGAUAGAAGAGAUACGAAACCAAUUCGAGGCCAAACGAAAGAAAUCAGAGGCUGAACUUGAGGAGCUUAAGGCUAAACUGGUCCGGCGUGCUGGGCUAGAGGAGGAGCUUAAGGUUGAACUGGUCAGGCGUGGUGGGCUAGAGGCUGAACUUGAGGAGCUUGAGGCUAAACUGGUCCGGCGUGGUGGGCUAUGA